AUGGCGGGCGGACACGCUGAUCCGGCGUUUCUCGCCAAGCUCGCCCGGCGCAAGCAGAUGAACUUUGAGUCUAUGGCCAUCUUUGCAGGGGCCAUGGCUGGACUCUUUUGCCUCUUUGCGUUUCCUCAUCUUCUAAGACGGAUCGGAGCUGGACUCGGUGCUUCACGAAAGUCGAAUGCUGUUACUCGGUUUUUUAGAAAGAUCAGAGGUGCCUGUCUACAGGAGUUUCCUUGGGUACCUUCAGGGGCGCACCUGAUCCUCAUCACUGCUUACCUGGCUAUCAACGUUAUUGUCACUUUCACCAACAUCGACAACCAAAACAUGUCGCUCCUCUCUAACGUGGCAUCUCGAACUGGAUGGAUGGGUAUCGCCAACCUACUCAUUACCAUCUUCCUGUCUCUCAAAAACACUCCCCUGGCCAUCUUGACAGCUUCAUCCUAUGAGCGUCUCAACAUUCUCCAUCGUGUAGCUGGCUACACAACCCUUAUCUUUAUUAUUGUUCACUCAUGCGCCUAUGCUGCCAUGUUCGGCAUGCAGGGCCUUAUCAAGCGCCUCACUGAGCGGGACGAGAUCUUUGGAAUGGUUGCUACGGGCUCGUUCCUAGUUCUCUCCAUCACCGGCGCUGUUCUUCGUUCUUGGUGGUACGAACUUUUCUACUACAUUCAUGUGACUUUCUGGAUUGUCGCCAUCAUCACGACUGGUCUUCAUCAGCCCGAGCCGAGCAAGAAGGUCCUCUACGCUGCGGCUGUCGCUGGUGGGAUCUGGUUCUUGGAACGUAUUGUUCGUUUCAUUCGUAUUGUUAUCAACAGCACCAACAAUACCGUCACUCUUAUGCCUCUCCCCAAUGGCGGCACUCGAGUGACUCUUGCAAAGGCGCCCCUUAGGUCCGCCCCAGGCAAGCACGGCUUCCUCUGGAUCCCAGCCGCCCGCGCCGCCGAAACUCACCCCUUCACCAUCGUGGCCACAAACCCUCUCGAGUUCGUCGUCGCUGCACACGAUGGGUUUACCCAGACGCUGCACAAGUACGCUCUCCAGAGCCCGGGGAUCAAGCUCAAAGCGUCGGUCGAGGGUCCUUACGGCGCUUUUCCCGACGCGAGCAAGUAUGACAAGGUUGUCCUCGUGGCAGGGGGCAGCGGAGCGAGCUUCACUGUCGGCGCGGCGCUCAACAUGCUCGAGAAACUUGGUGAGGAAGACGUGAAGGAGGUUGAGUUUAUUUGGAUGAUUAAGAAUCAGACAUAUCUCACUUGGUUCUCUGACCACCUCGAGACUCUUCGAAGUGACCGUCGGAUCUCUGUCAAGGUCUACGUGACACGCGUCUCGGCAACCGAAAUUGACACCGAGAAGCCCCCCUCGACGUCCAACUCGUCGUCAAACUGCACUUUUGUAGAUUCAGAUCCUGAGAAGGAGGCUCUUCCACGACUCACGACCCCAAGGCUGUCGGCAGACAUUGAAAAGGAAGGCUUCUCGUCGCCUACCGAGUCCCCUGCCUCACCUAGCGCCGACUCCACCAUGGAAUUUCCUAGCGAAAUUCCUGUCAUGUAUGGUCGACCUGACGUCGCUUCUCUCAUCCAUGGUGCGGUUGACGGCGUCUCCUCGGACAAGCGUGUGUUGGUCAUGGGCUGUGGGCCUCGAUCACUCAUUUCCACGGUCCGCAACGUGACGGCCGAAUGUAUCACGUCUGAUGGACCAAGCGUGGAACUGCAUUGUGAGCAGUUUGGCUGGUAG
Molecule: messenger RNA, 1725 nt
Organism: Fusarium vanettenii 77-13-4
Lineage: Eukaryota; Fungi; Ascomycota; Sordariomycetes; Hypocreales; Nectriaceae
Exons: 4
Coding region: 1-1725 (574 amino acids)
Biological process (GO): intracellular iron ion homeostasis; iron ion transport; copper ion import
Cellular component (GO): plasma membrane
Molecular function (GO): ferric-chelate reductase activity
Source: RefSeq, a predicted model, not a curated record